UGCGCCUGGUCCUUUGCACGGUGGAGACCCCAGCGUCCGAGAUAUGCGAUGGAGAAGGGAGGAAAAACCUCUUUCUGCAACUUCAUGGAGACCUUGUCAGGCGGCUGGAGCCCACAGAAAAACCCCUUCAGAUUGUGUAUGACUACUUGGCUGGGUUGGGUUUUGAUGAUCCUGUCAGAAUGCAGGAAGAGGCAGCAAACUCUGAUCUCAGCUGUAUGAUUCGCUUUUACAGUGAAAAGCCAUGUCAAGUGGAACAGUUAGAUCGUAUCCUGCUCUCUGGAGUAUAUAAUGUACGCAAAGGGAAAACGCAGUUGCACAAGUGGGCAGAGCGCUUGGUAAUCCUCUGUGGUACGUGCCUCGUUGUGUCCUCUCUGAAAGACAGCCACGCUGGGAAGAUGCACAUCUUGCCUCUGGUUGGAGGAAAGGUGGAAGAGAUGAAGCGCCGGCAGUACACACUGGCUUUCACAUCUGCUGGAGCACAGGCUCAAACGUACCAUGUUUCCUUUGAGACGCUGGCAGAGUACCAGCGGUGGCACCGGCAGGCAUCCACGGUUGUGUCUAUGCGACUUAGCAUGGUUGAUCUUUCAUGCUACAGCCUUGAGGAAGUACCUGAGCACCUCUUCUACAGUCAAGACAUCAUCUACCUCAACCUACGACACAAUUUUAUGAGAUCAAGUGGAGCAGGGAGUCUUGACUCCCUUUGCAGGUUUUCUCAGUUGAAGAGCCUCAACCUGUCUCAUAAUAGAUUGGGAGAGUUUCCUGUGUCAUUGUGCGAGAUCUCUACUCUGACAGAGCUUAAUAUUUCCUGUAAUGGACUUUGUUCCUUGCCGAGCCAGAUUGGCAAACUGUUGAAUCUCCAGACCUUAUGGCUUGAUGGGAAUUUCCUCACAUCCUUACCAGAAGAAAUGGGAAGUCUGCAACAGCUCAGCUGUCUUGGACUUUCCUUCAAUAACUUCUGUGAACUUCCAGCAAUUUGUGAGAAGCUCAUCCUCGUAGACAAACUGGCCCUGGCAGGGAAUGUGCUAGAGACCCUGGACCUGGCAGUGCUGAACCAUAUGAGUCACAUCAAAAAUGUGGACCUGAGGCUGAACAACCUGAAGAGAGCGGCAGCUGACGCUCUGGAGGGGAACAAAUCUGUGACUUACAUGGAUUUACGAGACAAUCAGAUGACAGAUCUGGACCUGAGCUCCUUGGGCAGCCUGGAGCAGCUGCACUGCGAGCGGAAUAAGCUGAAAGAGUUGACGCUGAGUGGCUUCUCCCUUCGGGCCCUUUAUGCCAACAGCAACUGUCUGACAGCUGUCAAUAUUUAUCCAGUUCCUGGUCAACUGACUUGUCUAGAACUCUCCCACAAUCAACUGCAGUGUGUCCCAGACUGGGCCUGUGAAGCAAAGAAAUUGGAAGUUUUGGAUGUGAGCCACAACCUCCUUGUGGAGCUUCCAUCGAGGAUCCUCAGCAGCUUGAGCCUUCGGAAGUUGAUGGUGGGGCACAAUCGGCUGCAGAGACUUCCGCCUCUUGUAGAACACAUUCCACUGGAAGUGCUGGACAUUCAGCACAACCUGUUGACUAAACUCCCAGAGACACUCUUUGUCAAGGCUCUGAACCUCAGGUACCUGAAUGCAUCUGCAAACAGCCUGGAGUCCUUGCCAUCUGCAUGUACAGGGGAGGAGAGUCUAAGCAUGCUGCAGUUGCUUUACUUGACCAAUAAUAACCUCACAGAUCAGUGCAUCCCUGUGUUGGUGGGACACCCGAGACUACGGAUCCUGCAUCUGGCAAACAACCACCUACAGACUUUCCCUGCAAGCAAACUUAGUAAGCUGGAGCACUUGGAAGAGCUGAACCUGAGUGGUAACAAACUGAAAACAAUUCCCACAACAGUGGCAAACUGCAAGCUGCUUCACACACUUAUUGCACACUCUAAUGAAAUCAGCAUCUUUCCAGAGAUCCUGCAUUUGCCCCGUAUUCAGUUUGUGGACUUGAGCUGCAACGAGUUAACUGAAAUCCUGAUCCCUGAGGCACUGCCAGGUGCCUUGCAAGAGUUGGACCUGAGUGGAAACACAAACCUGGUGCUGGAACACAAGACACUGGAUGUCUUCAGUCACAUUACCACUCUGAAGAUUGAUGCUAAGCCCUCCCUCACAGCAGACUCAGCACUCAGUUCUACCUUCUGGAGUCAUGGAGUAGCUGAGAUGGCAGGCCAAAGAAAUAAGCUGUGUGUGUCAUCCCUGGCUCUGGGGAGCUUUGCAGAGGGGGUGGAGGCUGUGUAUGGCAUGUUUGAUGGAGACAAGAAUGAGGAGCUGCCUCGCUUGCUGCAGUGCACCAUGGCCGACGUGCUCCUGGAGGAGGUACAGCAGUCAGACACCAUGUUCAUGUCCAACACCUUCUUGGUCUCCCACAGGAAGCUGGGUAUGGCUGGGCAGAAGCUGGGUUCCUCUGCUGUCCUUUGUUAUAUUCGUCAUGAUGUGGCUGAUCCAGCCAGCAACUUUUCUCUGACGGUGGCCAAUGUGGGGACGUGCCAAGCCAUUCUAUGCCGAAGUGGAAAACCACUGCCUCUCUCCAAAGUCUUCAGCCUUGAACAGUGUUCAGAAGAAGCCAAGCGAGUCAAGGAGCAAAAAGCCAUUAUAACAGAGGACAAUAAGGUCAAUGGUGUGACUUGCUGUACUCGGAUGCUGGGCUGCACGUAUUUGCAUCCUUGGAUCCUUCCCAAACCACACGUGAAUUCCAUUCCGCUGACUGUUCAAGAUGAGCUGCUACUGAUAGGGAACAAAGCUCUCUGGGAACACCUCUCGUACACGGAGGCCAUCUCGGCUGUGUGCCACCUGCACGACCCACUAGCCGCUGCGAAGAAACUCUGCACUUUAGCCCAAAGCUAUGGUUGCCAAGACAAUGUAGGUGCAAUGGUGGUGUGUCUGAACAUCAGUGAGGACAGCUGCACGUGUGAGAUGCAUGGCCUCACGCUGCCAGGUCCUGGGGGAUUUACUUCCACCACCAAGCCAGCAACACCUUCAUCCAGCAGUGGAAUUGCUUCAGAGUUCAGCAGUGAACUGUCUGCUUCUGAGGUUAGCAGUGAGGUGGGCUCUACUGCUUCAGAUGAACACAAUGCUGUUAGUCUCGAUAGUGGUUUGCUACAACGGCAAGAGCGACGUUGCAGUCUGCAUCCUGUGCCCCCCUCAAGCAUCUUCCAGCGCCAGCCUUCCAGUGCCACCUUCUCUAGCAACCAGUCUGACAAUGGUCUGGAUAGUGAUGAUGAGCAGCCUGUGGAAGGUGUGAUGACAAAUGGCAGUAAAGUGGAGGUAGAGGUGGAUAUUCACUGCUGUAAAGGAAAGGGCCUGGAGUUUGAACCUCUUGCUGCAGAGUACAGCUCCUCUGCUCCAGGGCCAGAGGAUGACUCUGGGCUUGUCCUCGUCAUUCGGAGACAGAACAGUGUAAACACUGUACAGAGAGGGGUCAGGGAGAAGUGUGAACUGCAAAAAUCUCUUUCCACGUGUUGUCUCUAUGGAAAGAAGCUUUCCAAUGGUUCCAUAGUGCCCUUGGAGGAGAGCCUCAACCUCAUCGAAGUAGCCACAGAGGCACCCAAGAAGAAGACAGGCUAUUUUGCUGCUCCAUCCCAGGUGGAGCCAGAAGAUCAAUUUGUGAUGCCACCUGACCUGGAAGAGGAAGUGAAGGAACAAAUGAAGCAGCACCAGGGGAAUGGGGCAGAUCAGGAACAGAAAGAGGAACAUGUAGUGACUGUGCCAGAGGAGUUUGACACAGCUUUGUAA
This is a messenger RNA of Nestor notabilis (Kea), 3758 nucleotides long. RefSeq names its product PH domain and leucine rich repeat protein phosphatase 2 (gene PHLPP2). The transcript is spliced from 18 exons. Gene Ontology annotation, molecular function: protein binding. NCBI's taxonomy places the organism in Eukaryota, Metazoa, Chordata, Aves, Psittaciformes, Psittacidae. The annotation marks the transcript as partial. The record is from RefSeq and is a predicted model, not a curated record.